This is a messenger RNA of Drosophila hydei, 1141 nucleotides long. RefSeq names its product E3 ubiquitin-protein ligase NRDP1 (gene elgi). The transcript is spliced from 6 exons. Gene Ontology annotation, biological process: positive regulation of JNK cascade; tumor necrosis factor-mediated signaling pathway; protein K63-linked ubiquitination. Gene Ontology annotation, cellular component: plasma membrane signaling receptor complex. The record is from RefSeq and is a predicted model, not a curated record. Gene Ontology annotation, molecular function: ubiquitin protein ligase activity. Bases 22 to 1077 code for a protein of 351 amino acids. NCBI's taxonomy places the organism in Eukaryota, Metazoa, Arthropoda, Insecta, Diptera, Drosophilidae.
GUUAGGUCGGAAUUUCUAUAUAUGUUCAUAGUUAUCGAUAUUUUUGAGCCUUAUACAGAUAUAAAUUCGUUAUCGACUCGUCGAUUAUCUGCUUGCCAUUUCCUAAAUCUUGCAAUGGGCUAUGAUGUCAAUCGCUUUCAAGGCGAAGUAGACGAAGAGCUAACAUGUCCCAUAUGCUCCGGGGUUCUGGAAGAUCCGCUUCAGGCGGUCAUGUGCGAACACGCCUUCUGUCGUGGCUGCAUAAAUGAGUGGCUCACACGACAGCCCACAUGCCCUGUUGAUCGCAAUGCUCUAACUACUGCAAAUCUGAGAGCUGUGCCGCGCAUAUUGCGCAACUUGUUGUCCAGGCUUUCGAUUACCUGCGACAAUGCGCCUUAUGGAUGCACAGCUGUAUUGAAACUGGAUGCAUACAAUUCGCAUUUGGAAGACUGCGUACAUAAUCCAAAGCGUCCAUUUCCCUGUGAAAAAGGCUGUGGCUUUGACAUACCCAAGGACGAACUCAAGGACCAUAACUGUGUGCGUGAGCUGCGUGCGUUAAUUGUUAAACAAACAGAGCAAAUUGGCCAACUCAAAACGGAAAUAACCGAUCAGCAGCUAACUAUCAAUGAGUUGAAGCGAGAACUGCAGCUAUUUAAAGAUUUUAUGCGUGCCAUGCGCGUCUCGAAUCCGGCAAUGCGUGCGAUUGCUGAUCAAAUGGAGCGCGAUGAGGUGAUACGAUGGAGCAGCGCCUUGGCCAGGGCGCGUGUAACACGCUGGGGUGGUAUGAUCUCCACUCCUGAUGAUGCGCUGCAGCUUAUGAUCAAACGUGCUUUGUCGGAGUCUGGUUGCCCGCCACACAUACUGGAUAGCUUAAUGGAGAACUGCCACGAGCGACGCUGGCCCCGUGGUCUAAGCUCUUUAGAAACGCGUCAAAACAAUCGACGCAUCUAUGACAAUUACAUAUGCCGACGCAUACCAGGUUUUGUGAUUGCAGGUAAACAGGCGGUGCUUGUGCUGAGCUGUGACAAUGUGCACAUGACUGAGGAUGUGAUGGUCGAGCCAGGCCUGGUUAUGAUCUUUGCGCAUGGCAUCGAAUAGAGUUGGUCGUGUUGCAGCUACAUUCAACUAAUUAGUAACUAAAUACUUAAAUGUAUGUCAAACA